This is a messenger RNA of Equus caballus (horse), 2193 nucleotides long. NCBI's taxonomy places the organism in Eukaryota, Metazoa, Chordata, Mammalia, Perissodactyla, Equidae. The record is from RefSeq and is a predicted model, not a curated record.
GGAGCAGGUUUAGCUGUGGAGGCGUCGUCCCGUCACACGUUGCCUAGUCUGAAACAGUCUGAUGAAUCUGUGUUGACAUCUCUGGCCACCAGAUCUGUGCAGCAAGGAGUGUUCUUGAGUUGGAAUGACUGGCCACAAGGAAUUCAUUUACGGCACUGAUGACUUGAUGUUGUUUCACACCUUAGAUAAAUAAAGUGCUGUUUCUACAAUAUUGCCAAAAAAUAUUAGCAGAUUUUUGCUGCAUUUCACUCUUGCAUUGUGUAAUUAUCUGAAUGACAGAUGAUUUGGAUAUGCAGGUGAAUACCACGAAAUUCAUGCUGCUCUAUGCCUGGUAUUCUUGGCCCAAUGUAGUUUUGUGUUUCUUUGGUGGCUUUUUGAUAGACCGAGUGUUUGGAAUACGAUGGGGCACCAUUAUUUUUAGCUGCUUUGUUUGCAUUGGGCAGGUGGUGUUUGCCCUGGGUGGAAUCUUUAAUGCCUUUUGGCUGAUGGAAUUUGGAAGAUUUGUGUUUGGGAUUGGUGGGGAGUCCUUAGCAGUUGCCCAGAAUACAUAUGCUGUGAGUUGGUUUAAAGGCAAAGAAUUAAACUUGGUAUUUGGACUCCAGCUUAGCAUGGCUAGAAUUGGCAGUACCGUGAACAUGAACCUUAUGGGAUGGCUGUACUCUCAAGUUGAAGCUUUGCUGGGUUCUGCUGGUCCCACAACCCUUGGGGUCACACUUAUAAUCGGGGGUAUAACAUGUAUCCUUUCCCUAAUCUGUGCCUUGGUCCUUGCUUACUUGGAUCAGAGAGCAGAAAGAAUCCUUCAUAAAGAACAAGGAAAAACAGGUGAAGUUAUUAAGUUAACUGAUGUGAAGGACUUCUCCUUACCCCUGUGGCUCAUAUUUAUCAUCUGCGUCUCCUAUUACGUUGCCGUGUUCCCUUUCAUUGGGCUUGGGAAAGUUUUCUUUAUAGAGAAGUUUGGAUUUUCAUCUGAGGCAGCAAGUGCGAUUAACAGUGUUGUCUAUGUCAUAUCAGCUCCCAUGUCCCCAGUAUUUGGGCUCCUGGUGGAUAAAACAGGAAGGAACAUUGUUUGGGUCCUGUGUGCAGUGGCAGCCACUCUUGCUUCCCACAUGAUGCUGGCCUUGACGCUGUGGAACCCUUGGAUUGCUAUGUGUCUGCUGGGAAUCUCUUAUUCAUUACUUGCCUGUGCGUUGUGGCCAAUGGUGGCAUUUGUAGUUCCUGAACAUCAGCUGGGAACUGCAUAUGGCUUCAUGCAGUCCAUUCAGAAUCUUGGGUUGGCCAUCAUUUCCAUCAUUGCUGGCAUGAUAUUGGAUACUCGGGGUUAUUUGUUUCUAGAAGUUUUCUUCAUCGCCUGUGUUUCUUUGUCACUUUUGUCUGUGGUCUUGCUCUAUGUGGUGAAUCGUGCCCAAGGUGGGAACCUAAAUUAUUCUGCAAGACAAAGGGAAGAAAUAAAACUUUCCCAUACUGAAUGAGACGUUUAAAUGACUGUGUCGUGAGAAUGGGCUGCACACAUCAUUGAUUUAAAAACCUCCAUUUUAAAAUUUUAUUUAGAGUUUAGUCAUUAAGAAAAAUAAUGGUCUGGAAAGUUGUUACAUUUAUAUUUCAAAGGCGUCUAUUUCAGAGCGUAUGCCUGUGUCUUUUGCAUUGUGUAUUGCUGAAGAAUUCUACUUUGGAGGAGACUAGUCAACAGUGGAGUUGAGAAAAUUGCUCUGAAACGUGCAGGUAGACUUCAGGAAGGACAGUAAAUAAAGACAGGAGAACAUGGGAUCUUGAAUUGAGAUAGUUUUCACAAAGUAUAUCUUAGGCAGAUGGUCUUUCCUUUUUCUUAAAGCAAAAAAACAAAAACCCUUUGAGAGGAUAGAAGGGAUGUUUUGUACAGAAUGAACAGUGGCAUUUUAAUAGGCAUUCCCUUUUGUAGUAGGGAAUAUUUGAAAGAUAUUUUUAUGAAGGCUCUUCAUUUUCACAAUUAGCAGAUGGUGUUGUGCUCCUCUUAGUUCCGAGAGGUUGCUGGGCAGGGACCCUUGUGAGCCACUUUCUCUCUCUGGUUUUGAGGACCCUAAUCACUUAGGGAUGUAAUUUUGUGGUACAAACUUUUUGUAUGGUUUUUUUCUUAUAGUCUAAUUAAUUACAAAAACUUGUCCUGUAACUUAGGAUGAUUGCAUAUCUUCAUGGAUAAAUAAAAACACUGCAAAAGGA